Molecule: messenger RNA, 9455 nt
Organism: Paramuricea clavata
Lineage: Eukaryota; Metazoa; Cnidaria; Anthozoa; Malacalcyonacea; Plexauridae
Source: the annotation of a GenBank genome assembly
AUGAGUGAUGGAUCACCAUUGACAUCUGAUGGUGAGAUCGACAUUCAGCCAUUGAUAACAAAGUUAGGUAGGCUUAUUUUUUGCAAAUAUUAUGAGUAAAAUGUUGACAAAUUGUUGACCAUAUUUAUUAUUAAUAAAAUUACUUGGUUUUACUUUACACUUUUACACUGUCAAAAUUCCUGAGAUCAGUAUAUGACAAUGUAAAGCCACUUCAAAUGGCAUUAUUUACUCUUUAUUUUGUGUCUGUGAUCUCAGAAAAUUUUGACUGGUGGAGCAGCCGAGCAGGGUUAUGGAGGGGCACCCCUGAAAACCCUCACUGUUUUUAAUAAGCUUAGAUCGAUCUGGCCUGUGUUGGCACAGACAAUUCUGACAUGUAUUAGUGCAAGCCUCUCAAAACCAUUUUUAUUUGCAACCAAAUACAAGGCUACUUACAUAUAAUGAAAAAUUAAAAUUAUUUUCUCACUCUGAUGACUGAGGCUGCUGUAUGGUAGCUGAGCUUAUAUAUAUUCAGGUAGUUGCAUCCCUAUCAACGAAAAGCUUGUUCUAAUAUAACAAACCCACCAAUACGUUCUGUUCAAUAUUAAAUUUAUAGGUCACUCUGUAGAAGAAAUCCGUGUCCGUGCUUUGCAAAACAUAAUAUUUAAACUCCACCAUGAUUUACUUUGUGUGGGUGAUGUUGUACAUAAGAAGGAACUGUUUAUAAAGUUGUUGGAAUGGUUUAAUUUUGGACCUUGUUCGCAGCAAAAAGACGUUCUUCAACUGCUGGAAAAAUUGUCAAAGGUUGAUUUUUUUUAAAGGUGAUCUACAGUCCGAUCUGCGCAUGUGCACAAAUGAGCCCACUUUUUAUGAUACAAACAGUUUAACUAUGUUUUGAGUUCUUGAAAAGCCUGAUUGUUGUUUCUUGAUCAUUUAUUAUACUCCAGAAGCUUGAAAAUAUAAAUAGUUGUCGAAUAAAGCUCAAUAUUUUGGACACAAUAAUGUAAACAAAGCCUUUGUUUACAUACGGACUGUAGAUCACCUUUAAAAGUAGAACUUAACCAAACAUUAUUUAUGCUGGGUAGCUAUGUUUGUUCCAAACUGUUCUCUUCAGUUGGAGCCAUCUUUUAUUGAUCCCAUUUGUCACACCAGAGCACACACAUAAAAAUCUCACAACUUGUCAACAAGAUGUGUUCACAACAGGCUUGUACAAACUUGUCACAAGUUGUAACAAUGCUGUUAUUUUACCAAGUUGCUACAAUGUUGUCACUCACAACUUGACAAAUUGUUGAAUUGCAGGAUAAUAACAAGUUGUUGGAACAACCUUGUAGCAAGAUGUCAACAAGCCGGCGUUGACAACUUGUCAACAAGGCUGAACAAGCAGUGCGAACACAUCCUGUCUGCUGCAGGUUUCUUACAGCCUGUGCAUUUUUACAUGUGUAUCUAGAGAAACCCAGUGGCGCCGUGGGUCCCAUGUUUUGGGGAGGGGGGCCAAGGGCAGUACUUUUCCGACAAACCCCAAUGAGGAAAAAAUUUUCUGGACAACAACAUUUUAAAUCUUCCAAUCUUAUGAUCAGACAACUGCAAGUCACAGGAAUUGCAUUCAGGUGGCAAUUCCCUUUACACAAUUUUUACUUUCAACAGCACAGUUCAGGUUUGGAAACACUGGUUAGUAUCGGAGCUGUCGAUUUUUUGUCUCAUUUACGUCGUGAUGUGGAUCCAUCUUUAUACCAGUAUAUUGACGAUGUUCUGACGAACCUACUCAGUUUACCUGAAGUACUUGACUCCGAUGACGAGCAACUGCAUUAUGACAGAGAGAAGCACACCAAUGACUUUGAUCUGGAUGUCAAAUCUGCUGACGCUGAACUUUUGCACAAAAAAGUAGGGGCAGAUAUUGAACAUGCAAAAGAGGAACAUUCAAUUCCAGUACAAAAAUCAGUGGACAAAAUUCAGACCAUUCCUGUGGGACAGGAAUGGCAUGCGGGUGAAGGUAUUGGUAUGUUGCAGUAUAUAUACUUUACUGGUCACCAGAUCCACGGUGGUCAAAAUUACAUCAAUUUCCGAACUGUUGACAGUUAUGGCAAGAAAAUUAACCUCAAUUCUAUCUAUUUUUUCCUGAUUAUAAAAGACUACUACAUAUAAUGAAAAGCCUUAACAUGAUUAUUUUCUGCCUUUUCUCACUCUGUGGCAGCUUCUAAUAAUUGUGGUUGCUCACCAACUGCUGAACAAUAGUGUAAAGUGAACUGCAGCUUUAUUAAAUGGCCAGCUGUCCUUUCCAUACAAUGACAUAUGUCAUUUCCACAAGAAAUCAAAGUGCUAGCUGUGCACUUGUCAACAAAUCAUCACUUCUUUUAACAGUUGAGGACAUCAAGAUUCAAACUGACUGGCGCUUUCCAUGGAUUUCGCUUGCUGACAGUGACCGUCAUGUAUUAGCUACCACAAACACUCGCCUGCAGAGCAACAACACAAGUUUAGCGAAGAAAUCAUGUGAAUUUCUAAGCGAUGUGCUCUUCAAAGAUUUUCCUGCGGAGAUUUUCUUACAGCGACCAAGUAUUGUGAUGGUAGGUUACUGGCUUACUGACAAACUAACUUUUGAGAACGCCAUUGAUUGAAAAAUUAGAUCUGAUAAAGCUAUUCAGUCUAAGUAAAGUUAGUUUAGUUUAGUUUCAUUACUUUCAACUUGUCUUUGUAGACUUUACUUACCCUGGUUGAAGUUCACUCACCAGAACAACAGAAUGUUUCUACCUCUGCAGUCACGUGUUUGUCCACAUUAUGUAUUCAUCUUAAACAUCGUUAUCUCCUGAUGACUGAUCCACAGUGGUAUAGUUUGUAUCCAGGUGAGGUUCUAGCUGCCACGAUAGGAGGGUUAGCUUGCAAUCCUUCACGCUUUGGUUGAACAAUGCAGUGACAUGGUUCAUCGUCAUGGUGAAUAAGUCACCCACCCUAGGUGGCAGAAUGCAUUACUGGUAUCACUAAGGCUACAUUUAUACUAGACCGAAUAGCUUUCGAUAGCUGCGCUAAAAAGCACCUAACCGAUACGAAAUGUACAACUUUUAGGAGCUGAGCGAAACGGCAACAUCUCAAUAAUUCCUCAGAAAAUAGCGUUCCUAAAACAGUAAAAGGUACGGUUAGGUGUUUUUUCACGUCGCCACGAACAGCUGUCAGGUACGUUGCAAACGUAGCCUGAGUUAAUUAGCGGAGAGCUCCUUAAUAGUUUGUCUGAGUUACGAGAAAGAGAUGGACACUUCGCUGUUUCGAGAAAAUGCCCUUCGUCAACAGUAGCUUAAGUUUAGGCUUUUUAAUCGUACAUAAUUCAUAAGCUACCGGGGUUGGUUUCUGAACUUCCACCUGGCUGAUCACUAACUAGGCUACCUGGAUCCCUACGUUUGAAAUAAUCAUGAGUAAAGACCUUUUUGCCAGAAAUGUAUUUGUAUAUUUGGUGAUAGUCUGACUGUAUGUUCCAGUGGUCUCAAAAUGAACUUACUAUGUUUAGAGUGUUGGAAACAUUGGCUCAGCAAUACCUCAGUUUCUUCAAGUACUAUGGCUUCUCCGACAAGUGAAACAUCUGAAUUUCGAACCACUGGUGAUGGAGGCGAAACAUCAAGGUUAGGAAUGAUAUAUCUACAGUAACUCCAUAUCUAAAUUACAGUGGAACAGUUCAGAACGAAAAUAUUCAUAGAUGUAUCUCGAAAAUGUAAUCCACAAUCAUUUAAUGGUAUCUGCAAGUGUGUAAUUUGUCUCUAUUCUGUGACCUCGUUCGUUUCUUCAUGAUUUUUUCAGCGAGUCGUCAAAAACUACGAGCGGUGGAUACGCUUAUGAUGAUGAGGCCGAUGGCCUGGUGCGAGAGGCUUUGGAAUUAAACCAACUGUCCAUUGGUGAAUUUUGUCUGCAAGUGUUGCGAGGUUGUUGUCCGUUGUUACAGAGUGUUGCUGACCCGUUGCUGGUGUUAGGAGCUCUGCAAGAGGCGUUGAGUUUGCUUGAAGUUUGUUAUCCACGUCACCAAUGGUGGAAUCAUCAUAAAAUGGUAAUUUGUUUACAGUUUAAAAUGGUAUGGUGCAGUUGAUGGUAUAGUGGUGAGAUAUGUCAAUAUGCAGUUGUUUUAUGGUGAUAACCUCAGUCAAAUAAGAGAAGAAUGCUUGCAGUUUGAUUCUACCAAACACUGCAGGUUUUCUGGAGCAAUAAUGGUUGCUCUAUAGCUUACUGGACCUCUAGGAAGACGAGUUCAGAACUGAUAGAACUAUCCGGUAUAAAACAAGUUAUUUAGAACUAAUUGUGUUACUUAUGUUGUGUGGUUGUUAGAAGCCAUUACGGGAAGAAGUGUGUAGUUUGGUUGGUAAAACGAUCAACUAUCACAUGUUAAAAUGUGGUCUCCAACCAUCGGAUGGUAUCGUGGAACAUAACAUCACACGACACGCAAUGACUGUCGUCAAUAUCGCACUUUGGUUGAUGGAAUUUUAUGGACCUUUGAUCAACCUGGUAAGUGACGACGUGCCGUCAACGUCGUCAACGUCGUCAACGACGUGACGACGUCAACGACGUGACGACGUCAACGUGCCGUCAACGACGUGCCGUCAACGUCUAGGCAAUGUCGAAUAUCAAGAAGACAAGAUAACAACACGGUGCUGAUUUCCAGGUGUUUUCUCAUGAAUUAUUAAUGAAUUUGUGAAGACAUAUCCUUGUGGUCGUUUAAGCACUCUGGCCACAUUACACUCUGCGCAUGUCUAGAUAAUUGAUACCGUCGUAUUGUGGGGAAUGGUCCAAUUUUCUAUAUUAACAAAAUUGGUUACAGUAAAAGUUGAAAUUAAUACUUCGUGAUGUCUUUCCCAGGAUUACGAAAAUACUGACGAAGAUCUUGAUAACGCGUUUCGAGCUUUAUUGACCAACGAAAUUCUCUUCACCAUUCUGCCUGGGAUAAGAACCAGCUUAGAACGUUGUCCAGUUUUGACCAAUGACGCUGAGUUUAUGGAAAUGUACACGAGAGCUGUGGCAGUGAAAGACUCGAUUAUUGCUUCAGUUCAUUUUCUCAAGGACGUCAGGAUAAAGGUAUUGGAUUUAAUGACCUGGCCGAUUUUAUUGUUUGUUUGUUUGUUUGUUUGUUUGUUUGUUUGUUUGUUUGUUUGUUUGUUUGUUUGUUUGUUUGUUUGUUUGUUUGUUUGUUUGUUUGUUUGUUUGUUUGUUUGUUUGUUUGUUUGUUUGUUUGUUUGUUUGUUUUUGUGUUUUUGUUUGUUUGUUUGUUUGUUUGUUUGUUUGUUUGUUUGUUUGUUUGUUUGUUUGUUUGUUUGUUUGUUUGUUUGUUUGUUUGUUUGUUUGUUUGUUUGUUUUGUUUGUUUGUUUGUUUGUAUGUUUGUUUGUUUGUUUGUUUGUUUGUUUGUUUGUUUGUUUGUUUUGUUUGUUUGUUUGUUUGUUUGUUUGUUUGUUUGUUUGUUUGUUUGUUUGUUUGUUUGUUUGUUUGUUUGUUUGUUUGUUUGUUUGUUUGUUUGUUUGUUUGUUUGUUCAAAAGACAAUGGACCAUUCUGGAAUCGUUGGAAUGGUUAAUGCAACUGAACGUCCUUCAUUUCAGGGAGAAACUGAACGAGAUGCUUUAAUACUGAUGUUGGACUCCUGUAUCUUGGGGCUGCCCUACCUCCGUCAUCGAGAACUUAUCAGCCACGCCAUCAACUUGAUUAGCAAUAUCUAUCAACGACCUUCUACUCAUGGUGAAACGAAAUCUAAAUCGAAAAACAUUCUGCUCUCCAUGUUGUCGUGUGUUGACGUAGCUGUUAAACGGGAGUCGUACAAAAGUUGUUGCGACGUUUUAAAACAAGCGUUGAAACACAGUCAUGUUACGAACCCGAUGUCAAGUCUUUGCAAAAAAGCGUUGUUUAUGAUCGACCGUGAUGUUAUCUACGUUGUGUGUGCUUUUGGUUUGGCUGAUCCAGAUGAAGAGGUGAGUUCAAUGGUCUGGUUUAUUUCCAUGUCUUUCAAUUUAGUUUCGCUAUCGGACUUGGUGAAUAUUUUUGGAAAUAGAGGGAUAAUUACCUACUUCAGAAAAGAUAAAACACGCCAUUAUCAAAGCACACAAAGUCGUCAAGCAGUGAUGGUAUUAAUUCUUUCAUUAUAGGUGGCAAUCUUAAAGUUGGAGACCUAGUAAUAGAAUUAAGAGAUGCAGUUUAAUUUGCUUCCCCUUAUUGGUGUGAACAGUUUGAAGCAGGCACUAAACGGUAAUAUGUUUUGUUAUUGCCAGGUUGCACAGACAGCAAUGUGUAUUAUUGAGACACUCUUGGACAGUCGAUUAAACAUGGACACGCCAAUGUGGAGAAAAUUAUUGGAUGAUCUUGUGACGUCACUUCCGUUCCUUCAAAUGUACUUGGAUAAACGAACCAAACUUGGAACAUGCUUACUGGGGUUGUUAGCCCCACCGGGUGAAUCACCCUAUUCCCUUACUGCCGAUGGGGAAAUUGUCCCCUUUUCGCAGUUCGAGCGCCUCAGAGGGUGGCUACGUUGCAUGUUUCUAAAAGACAAAACAUUACGCGCUAAAUGUUAUGGAUAUUUAAUUCACCGUCUCGUUCAGCAAGAUGCAAAGACGAAGUGUGAGAUGGUUUAUCCGAGUGGGGCACUGGAGAACAGUUGUGAACUUUUUAUCAUCGAAACAUUCGCUGCGUCAGUUCGGUUGCAUCGCUCCAGUAAACACGCGAAUUUUGACGAGGAUAGAAUCCGGAAGUUGUUUGAUAUUGUUGCCAUGGAAAGUAACGAGCUGUCGUUAAGGAAAUCGUCAGCAGAACAGUUAGCUGUGUUGAUGCAAGGUAAGAUAGAUAACGAGUUUCUACUUGCUACAAGAGAAAACAUAAAGUGAAAUAACUUUAUUUAUAUCCUGGCUUUGUUCAUAGCUCCAUCAGUUCUAAACAGUUCCUUCCUAGAGGUCCAGUAAUGGUCAUCGCUUAUUUGUACAGGAUGUUACUACAGCAUGUUACAACAGGAUGAAAUUGUCAGAGUACACACGUACAAAUCUUACAACUUGUCAAAAAGAUGUGUCCUCAGCAGGCUUGUUAUGUAACAAGCUUGUCAACAGGUUGUAACAAUGCUGUUAUUUUAUCAAGUUGCUACAAGGUUUCACUCACAACUUGUUGACAAAUCGUUGAAUUACAGGACGAUAACAAGUCGCUGGAACAACUUGUAACAAGUCUGUUGAGCCCAACAACCUUGUAGCAAUUCUUGUUGACAAAUUAAAGUGUUAAAAUUGAGUUUAAAUUCUCCACAUUGCAGACCCAACAUGGCACAGCGUGUUACUUGAAGAAAAUGCCGACAAUUCUUUGAUAAAAGUACUUCAUGAAUCUCUUUUUAAAGAUGGAAAAAUUCACAUCAGCCCCAUCGUUAACCCCAAACUAGACCUAGUCUCCCCCUGUUUAAAGAUCCUACGCUUGCUCACCGAGUAUAACGUAAGAUGUCGUCACAAACUGGCCCAGGAUGCAUCUGUCUAUGAUAUUCUAUCCCGACAUGCAUUACUCGCGCCGGCUGGAGGGACGGUGAGAUACGAAGUUGCAUGUUUGAUGACGUUGUUAUUGUUUGAUGAGGUGGCUCGAUGUCCAUUGCUGGAAGAACGCCAGGAGAACGGUGGCGAUAUCAUGUUCGCUUUGCCAGCUUUAGUUUUGAAAAGGUACCACAUUUUCUUGGUUUCUUUGCAUGAUUCUAUUUUCAGUCCAGUUUCUACUUUCAGUAUAAUCGAUUAUACACAAUAGACCAACGGCAACGACUGCAGAAUACCUUUUGUGUAACAGCUAGAAAAUAUAACUAGAUGUUUUUUCGAUUUUUUUGUUCCACUUUUAGAUACAGCCUGUCGUUCAACCCUCCAAUCUAUGAAAUGUACAAUCCUUAUCAACGCGAAAAACUGACAGAGAGCGAUCCCUUGAGGGCUGAACCAGUAUUGUCAAUGUUGAGAGUGGCCUGGAACUUAGCCUGGUACGAGAACCCACAUGACGUUCCGGAAGUGACGCCAGGAAACGUAGAUAGGUGAAUUUUGAUAAUUAUUGCGUAUUUUCUUGUUUUAGCACCAUAAACUACAUGUACCUUCAAUUACUUAUUCAGGACAACUUUAGACGACUUUUCUUCGUAGAGGUCCAGUAACCGUUAUCCCGUAUUAACUCAGUGAUACUACUGGACGAAACCUAAACUAAGCUAACUUUAUUUAUGCUGGAUAGCUGUAUCAGUUCUAAACUGUUCUCCCUUGAGGCGAAGAUAAAGUACAUAAGGAGGCCCAGAGUUACUACAGGAAGAACCUAAACUAAACUAACUUUAAAGCUUGUAAAGUGAAAGGACGCGUAGACUAACCACCCUCGUUUACACUGUCAAAGGUGUCCAUAUGACUAUUUUAAAAUUUUACUCUACAGUGUGAACAAAGAGCUGCCGUGGACGCCUCUGGACUCGCAAUUACUCAAGUGCUGUUCUGUCAAAGUAGCGGUUACCGAAGAAAUAAAGUCUAUCAUGAAAGCAACUUCUCAUUACGCAGUGAGGUUAUCUGUAAACAGAUUGUCGAUGCAUUUUCUGGCUGAAAACAGCGUGGAAACAGAACAAGAGAUUGAAGGAGAAUCGAGAAGAUAUCUGGCUCGACAAGUGUUUUAUUCUUGCGACUGGAAGACAGCUUUUGAAAGGUUUUUUUAUACGAGGGUUUGCUUCUGUGAUUUUCUGUUAAACUCAAAGUGAUUUCUACAGAAUAGAUUAACGAGUAGAAUAGGUUAAAUAUUCUCAAACUCGUCAAUAAUUCAGGAGAAUUGUACACUCAAAAUCCUUUAUGAUAGUGAUUUAAAUCAUUUCAAAGAAUAUGAAAAAGUAUAACGAUUUGACUGCCGUCUCGUUUUCAAACCGCUUCUCGUGUGAGAUAUGUUGGUUUUAAUUUCCAGAUACUUCACCAUGUUCCCGAAGAGUUCCGACGAUGAUCAACUGCUGGGCGAUGUCCUUAAGAUGUUCAGUCGCGUAAUCACAGACUCGUACCCAGUUGCUCCUGAUGAUUUCCUCGGAUGGUUGGCUCACGUGAUCAUGACACCCGAUAGCGCAAUUACGUCACUGCUGCAUGUCAGAGAGGAGCCUGGGAAUAGCGCUCAAACAGAAUCAAAGAGGUAGGCGAUAUGGUUAACACCCCCUUUCGAUUCUUUACCUUUUAUUUCUACGAAGCUUGAAAAAAUAACUAGUAAAUAACUUGUUUUUCUUGCACCUGUAGAUUGCUUCGUAAAGAUUUACUAGAAUUUCUCGCCGUAUUUGUUCGAAGACUACGAGGUGUUUCCAAGCCGUGGUUAUGGUCAGGUGAGAUGGUUUACGCCGGCGACUUUACACUCAGCUUGACUCUGAAUCUCAAUCUAACAGACAGUCCUCAGUAUUAUGACCUGCCAGUGUUGGAAAGUACCCUAGAAUGUUUGGUUGAGAUUACUGCUAUUCCUGGCUUCAGUGCCGCUUCAAAGUUGGUCGACCCCAAAGAGCUUUGUGUGGAUAUCCUAACGAGUCUACUUCAG